Messenger RNA from Lottia gigantea (owl limpet), 1737 nucleotides. RefSeq lists its product as hypothetical. The transcript has 11 exons. The record is from RefSeq and is a predicted model, not a curated record. Gene Ontology annotation, molecular function: protein binding. The annotation marks the transcript as partial. Lineage: Eukaryota; Metazoa; Mollusca; Gastropoda; Lottiidae.
AUAACAUGGAGAUGUGAAGCCAAAGCUCAACCUAAGCAAGAGUAUACGUGGUUCAAAAAUGGUGCCAAGCUUUUACCUAUACCAGGCGAAAUAGAAAUAUCACAAAAUGUCCUGGUUAUCCGAAAUCUAAAUGCAUUACGUCAUGAUGGGAUGUAUCAGUGCAGAGCUUCCAAUGUUCAUGGUGAUGCUUUUAGUAGUGGACAGCUUAGAGUACUAUCCUUCACACCAACAUUUCAUAAACACCCUCUUGAAGCCAACAGCAUGGGCGCUGUUGGAGGCAACACCACCAUAAUCUGUGAACCAGAGGCGGCACCUUUCCCAACUUUUACAUGGUUAAAGAAUGGUCUAGAUUUAGGAUUAGUUGAUGGUGAUACAAGUUCUAGAAUUAGGAAGAUGAGAAAUGGUAAUCUCCUGAUCACACAAGUAAUGAUAUCAGAUAGUGGAAGAUAUACCUGUAGGGCUGAGAACCUUAACGGUAUUGCUGAAAGUUCUGGAAAUCUAAAAGUCGUUGGUAUUACAGUUAUUGCAGUAGCACCAAGUAAUGUCAGAGUUCUGAUAAACAACACUGCAUUUAUGACUUGUCAAGCUUCACAUAAUGUUGAAAAAGAUUUGGUAAUAACAUGGAGAUUUAAUAAUAUACCUCUAAACUUAGAUGAUGGUCAUUACAGAGAGAAUACAGGUUCAGUGCAGGGAUUGUAUAUUUUACAAGCUUUAUAUAGACAUGAGGGGACCUACACCUGUGUCGCUAAAACUUCCUUCGAUUCAGAUGAAAUGUCAGCUGUAUUAACCGUUCAAGGUCCACCUGCAGAAUGUGCUGGUGUUUAUAUAGAUUCAAAGUCAAUUACGAUAUCGUCAAUGGUUGUUUGGUGGACACCGUCUUUCAUUCGCCCAGUAGUGUACUAUAGAAUCGAAGCUAAGUCAAAUUUUGCAACCAACUGGACUGUAGUUGUUCCUACAGAUACUGUUGUUGAUGGAUAUGAUAAACGAAGAGCUUUAAUUACUGGUUUAAACCCAGGAACAGAUUAUUUAAUGAGAGUGAGAGCUGGAAAUAUUUAUGGUCUCGGUACAACAAGUAUAUCGUCAGCUUCCUAUGCAACACCACCUGGUCCCCCUCAAGUAGCACCAACUAACAUUACUGGUGCUGGAGGUAAAGUCGGUGAUUUACACGUCGUCUGGAAGCCUUUAGACACUAGUGAACAUGGCGGGGAUGGCAUAGGGUAUAAUUUCUAUUGGAAAUUAAAAUCAGAUGAAAUAUAUGGUAGAAGAUAUUUAAAGGAAGGUAAAACGGGAAACCAUAAUUUUCAUGUCGUGACUGUGGGAUCCAAUAAUUAUUAUUUACAAUACGAUGUCAUGGUGCAAGCUUUUAAUAAUUAUGGUGUUGGUCCCAAUUCGUCUGUUGUUACUGUUUAUUCGGCUGAAGAUUUACCAAUAGGAACACCACUUGGUAUAUUGUCCAGUAGAUACAACGCCACAGCUUUAAAUGUAUCCUGGACACCUGUACCUGAUAACAGAGAGAAUAUGAAAGGUCGUGUUUUGGGAUAUCAGAUUAACUAUUGGAAAGUGAAUGAAAGCGACCCAAGAGUUGUUUCAGCUAGUCACGUUGGACAAUUUGACAGUUAUCUGAUAAUCGGUUUAGAACCAAGUACAAUGUAUGAAAUGGAUGCCCAGGUAUACAACACAGCUGGACUUGGACCAAAAAGUGAAAAGUAUCGACAAAGAACCUGGUCAAAUGGUUAG